GUUUUGAGUCCGACCAUCAUUAUUAUCCUCGCUUGGCUACCCUGGUGCUACGCCAGUCCUGCAGGCCCUGACAAGCUUGACAUAGCACUUUUACUACUGCCGCAAGUCUCGCCACUGAAAUUUGGUCCACAUAGUUAAUCCCAUACAAUCAUUCAUAAACACGGUUUAUCAAUUUGGCUAACUUACCAGGACCCUUCAGGGGAGGCUAUGCAGCCACGGGUCAUAAUGCUUGGCUUGUGAACGGCCCCAGGCUACUUAUCCAUGUGCCGUACGGACGGCGCCUAUAUUGAUCCAUUUGGUCGUCUCUCCUUCGGCGGAGUGACAAUUCAUCCUUCUCUUUCUCUCGUGUUUAUCCUUUUCUUUUAAUCUGCGGUAACCUCUCGUUUGUUUCAUCGUCUGAUUAGUGACGAUGCGCAUCUCUGUGGAAGACCCUCUUACACUUGCCAUCGCACCUCCCAAAGAUGAAACACCCGAAGAGAAAGAAACACGCGAGCAGGCUGAGAUCGAAGCUCGUCGAAUAAGUGAGGCUAUCGACGAGCAAAUCCGUCAAGAAAGAACCGCACUCAAGAAGAAGAAGAAAUCUGUCAAAGUACUUCUCCUCGGACAGAGCGAGAGCGGAAAAUCCGCUACACUCAAAAACUUCCAAUUGCAACAUGCACGACGCGAGUGGGCGGAGGAGCGAGCCUCAUGGCGGACGGUCAUUUAUUUAAAUCUCAUUCGCAACAUUAUAAAGGUCCUGGAUAUCCUCGGUCGAGAGAUGGCCCUAGUCGAGGGCGAAAAGCGCCCUGGGUCUACAUCCAUGGAUUAUCUUAGCGAUUCUGACGACGAAACAGUCGUUCGCGGGUUUGCUUAUCGUUUCUUGGACAAGCACCGUUUCAUGCAACGGCGUCUCGGCCCUUUGCGCAGCAUUCAGACUGACCUCGAGAACAAGCUCGGUCCUGAAUCGCAAGAAGUUCGAUCAACAACUUCCAUAUCCGCCACACCAUUUGAUUCUGCAGGCUCUCAACCACUACCUAAACGCCCCUCGCGAGACUUCGGCAUCAAUUCAACCAAUGGAUGGAAAUCCGCCUUGGAAAAGCUACGCCCGUCGAUGAUGGCCAGUCCCCGUCUUCAAAAACGGAAUGAUAAUGAUCACAAUGAGAUUACUGAUGUGCUCGUUGCGUGCAAGGAAACCAUGCUAAACUUGUGGCAAGAUCCUGUUGUCCAGCAAGUUUUAUCUCAUCGCAAGACAAAGAUUGAAGACUCUCCGGGCUUCUUUAUGAACGACAUUGAUCGUAUCGUGUCGUAUGACUAUGAACCCAGCGACAACGACAUUGUUCGUGCGCGUCUACGAACGGUUGGCGUUCAAGAACACAAAGUUGUGAUGGACGAAAGUAACGGUAAAGAGUGGUUAUUGUACGAUGUUGGCGGAACGAGGUCCUCGCGUGUAGCAUGGGCGUCGUAUUUCGACGACGUCGAUGCCAUCAUUUUUCUUUGUCCGAUCUCUUGCUUUGACGAGCAGCUCCGUGAAGAUCGUCGCAUAAACCGCCUGGAAGAUAGCUAUCUCCUAUGGAAAUCAGUCUGCUCGUCUCGUAUUCUAUCCAAGACCGAGAUCAUUCUCUUUCUUAACAAGUGCGACCUCUUGAACAAUAAGAUCAAGCGAGGGUUGUGUAUAAAGGAUCAUAUCCCGAGUUACGGCAGUCGGAAAAACGACACCAUCACAGUGAUGAGAUACUUCCAACAACAUUUCAAGGAAAUUUCUAAACAAUAUUCCCCGGAGCCACGGCCGUUCUUCAUUCAUUUCACAUCGGUAAUUGAUACCAAGGCAACCGCAGCCACGCUGAGCGUAGUCGAAGAAAGUAUCCUUCGUACUCAUUUACGGAAUGCGGAUCUUCUGUAAUAUCGCCGUGUUAUUUUAUCACAAACCUUACUAUACUCCCCUACUCAUCGCUGUCGAUGUUUUCUACACGUGUUGUACCACCACUUUACUAAUAUGUCUGUACCCAAUGUCGAUAUUAUCCUUGCAACGACCCCACCCACUCUGGUAAUAAUUAAAGGG
Molecule: messenger RNA, 2038 nt
Organism: Suillus clintonianus
Lineage: Eukaryota; Fungi; Basidiomycota; Agaricomycetes; Boletales; Suillaceae
Product: guanine nucleotide binding protein, alpha subunit
Exons: 9
Coding region: 410-1879 (489 amino acids)
Biological process (GO): adenylate cyclase-modulating G protein-coupled receptor signaling pathway
Cellular component (GO): heterotrimeric G-protein complex
Molecular function (GO): GTPase activity; guanyl nucleotide binding; G-protein beta/gamma-subunit complex binding
Source: RefSeq, a predicted model, not a curated record